Molecule: messenger RNA, 1489 nt
Organism: Daldinia decipiens
Lineage: Eukaryota; Fungi; Ascomycota; Sordariomycetes; Xylariales; Hypoxylaceae
Product: putative versicolorin reductase
Exons: 3
Coding region: 223-1032 (269 amino acids)
Molecular function (GO): oxidoreductase activity
Source: RefSeq, a predicted model, not a curated record
GGGUUCAGUCUGCUAUAAGACAACGCGAAUAACAGUACUUGAAACUAAAACCCACACGUCAUCACCCCCUCCUCCCGCUCGUCUCAUCUCAUUCACUACCAUUGUUUCUUCGUCUUUGAUUAGAUUUCGAAAGAGCUCCCUCCCUUUUCUCUCAUUUAUAUACUCUACGCUUAUUAGUCAUUAUAAAGACCUUGCUUGCAUAAUUCAAUUGAUUUCACCAUCAUGCCUUCCGCCGGUCCAAUGAGCAACCAGGUCAAGCCCCUAGCCGGCAAAGUUGCCCUCAUUACCGGCUCUGGGCGCGGCAUCGGUAGGGGCAUUGCCCUAGAGCUGGGUCUGCGCGGUGCUUCCAUCGUUGUCAACUACGGGCGCAGCUCGAGCUCCGCCGAGUCCGUUGUCAAGGAGCUAGCUGAGCUAGGCUCGAAGGCGGUUGCAAUCCAAGCCGACAUCUCGAAGCCGGCGGAGGUGGUCACCCUGUUCGAGAAGGCCGUCGCGCACUUCGGCGGCAUCGACUACGUCAUCUCGAACUCGGGCAUGGAGGUAUGGUCCGAGGAGACGGACGUGACACCGGAGCUCUUCGACCAGGUGUUCAACCUGAACACGCGGGGGCAGUUCUUCGUCGCGCAGCAGGGACUCAAACAUGCGCGUGAGGGCGGGCGCAUCGUGCUCACGUCCUCGAUCGCCGCGCAGAUGGCCGGCGUGCCCAAUCACGCCUUGUACGCUGGCUCUAAGGCUGCCGUUGAGGGUUUCACGCGCGCCUUCGCUGUCGACUGUGGCAAGAAGCGCAUCACCUGUAACGCCAUCGCCCCUGGUGGCAUCCAGACCGACAUGUUCGACGAGAACAGCUGGCACUACGUUCCCGGUGGCUUCAAGGGCAUGCCCAUCGACAAAAUCAAGGAGGGUCUCGCUAGUAUGUGUCCACUGGGGCGGGUUGGUGUCCCAGCCGACAUCGGUAAGGCCGUCUACUGCCUUAUUAGCGACGAAGGCGAAUGGAUCAACGGCCAAGUCAUCCGUGCUUCGGGUGGUGGCACUUAGACAAUUCAUCCCACAAGUAGAAUGGCAGUUGUGGUAAAUAGAAAGCGUUGCAAAUAUGGGAUUUGAACUGGUAGCAUUUAUCUCACAUGUAGGGGAUAUGACUCAGUUUGACGAAUCUGAGAGGAAUAGACUAUUAUACCAUCACUCUCACGCCCAUAGCUGCUGCGCUUUUCUUGUUUACGCAUUUUCCCAUAACCUAUGUGACUAAAGUAAUGUCCAAUAGCAUGCUACCUACGGAGAUAUCACGGCGAGAUGAGCUAUAACGGUACUCAAAUCUUGCAUUUUCCCCCGAAAACAAUAUUUGCAGCUCCAGCGAUUGAUGGGAUAUCCAGUUUAAAUCCGGAGGGUGGUAAUACAGCCCAUAUAUGUGAUCUAUGGGUUUGGAAGUAACUAUUGUAUACCUACUUAAGUAAGUAUUUAAUACCAAUCACGGUUUUCGUCAGCACCCGUACCAAAA